AGCAAUGCGAAGAAAAGCUCCAUUUAUAAAUUAGAAUACCUUUAAGGCCCUUUCGAUCUCCCUCUCGUACCCAUCGACCAAAGAGAAAGGAGGAGGAGGAGGAAAUGGCGGCGAACAUCGGAAUGAUGGACUCAGCCUACUUCGUCGGCCGGAAUGAAAUUGUCUUGUGGAUCAAUUCCACCCUCCAACUCAAUCUCGCUAAAGUCGAAGAGGCGGCACUGGGGGCGGUGCAAUGCCAACUGAUGGAUGCCGUGCACCCGGGGAUCGUGCCGAUGCACAAGGUGAACUUUGAUGCCAGGAACGAGUAUGAGAUGAUCCAGAACUACAAGGUCCUUCAGGACGUCUUCAACAAGCUUAACAUCACCAAGCAUAUUGAAGUGAACAAGCUUGUGAAAGGACGGCCACUUGAUAAUUUGGAAUUCAUGCAGUGGAUGAAGCGAUAUUGUGAUUCUAUUAAUGGUGGCAUCAUCAACAAUUAUAAUCCCUUGGAGAGAAGAGAGGCUUGUAAAGGAGGAAGAGAAGCUAACAGAAGAGCAGCAUUUGUGCAUGCUUCAUCCAAGUCUUCUUCUACUGUUUCCAAAACACAAUCCCAAUCUCCUCAAAACACUCGGAAGAAUGACACUGUUGCUGGAAAUGCUUCACCGAAGAUCACAAAACCUGCUUCCUCCAGAGGAAGACAAGCUUAUGAUGAGCAGAUGCAGAUGACUGAGUUGAAGCUUUUGGUUGAUAGCCUCGAGAAGGAAAGGGACUUCUACUUUGCCAAAUUGAGAGAGAUUGAGAUUUUGUGCCGGGGUCCUGAAAUGGAGCGUCUACAAAUUGUUGGUGCAAUUCAGAAGAUACUAUAUGCCACAGAUGAUGAUCCUUGUGUGGUGGAAGAUGCACACAGGCUAUCACAACAGGUGCCACUGAGUCCUGUUGACAAGGCAUCACAGUAGAGACCAAUGAAACAAAGGAAAAGGACAUCUUGACUUGUGAGGUUGAAGUGGCAUCCAAUUCGGCAUUGCCUUUCAGAAAUCUCAGAUGUUCAUCAAAGUGGUUCCCCAUACCACCUGGUGCUAACCGGUUCAUCUUUCUCAUUGUACUGUUCUUUAGCCUUAGGAGCUCACAAUACGAUGUUAAUUAGUAUCUUUUUUCUUUUUUUUUUAAACUUCUUUUAAUCUUUGACAAGUCUGUCGUGCAAUGAGAUUUUAUACAAAUGAAAUUCCAUUUGG
Molecule: messenger RNA, 1211 nt
Organism: Elaeis guineensis (African oil palm)
Lineage: Eukaryota; Viridiplantae; Streptophyta; Magnoliopsida; Arecales; Arecaceae
Product: microtubule-associated protein RP/EB family member 1C
Molecular function (GO): microtubule binding
Source: RefSeq, a predicted model, not a curated record